AUGGCUCACUCGCCGCCUGCGCCAUCGCGGCCUCCACUCCCUCAGACACAGACGUCCUUUUCGCGCAACUUCAGUUCUGCAAAUGGCAGACCCAGCCCGCUUGGUCCCCAGUCACCUCCGUUAGCCAUGAACAACUACUCCUCACCUUCGCCUCAAGCAUUCUCGCCUCAGCAAUAUUUUCAGCCGCCAGCUGCUAAGAGACCCAGAUUGUCUCCCGAUGUUCAGUCACCUUCUCCUGCCCAAAGCUUUCCUCCCACCCCAACGGCCCAGCCAACCACUCCGAGUGGAAAUGCUCCCGUGAAUGGCUCAGCCGUACCAUCCACGGGGCAAGGAUUAAUGCCUCCUCCUCAGCGUCCGCCCGACAAAGCAGAAGAUCGGAACUAUGAAGAUAUUUUGGUGGGAACCGGCAUAAACAUUGAAGAGGAGGCUCGAAUGCUUGUUCAAAAUGACUACUUCGGCUCUUCUCGGACGGCCACUACUAGCAGCUUUGAAUAUCAAAACAAUUCCUUUCCGCGGCCCGGAUCCAGUGGAGGCGCAAGCGCCCCACAACAAGAACAGGGAGAGGAACUUCCCCAGGAACAUCAGCCGUCAGAGGAAGAGAUGAAAGAGAGGAACGAAGCGCGCGCCGACUGGGAAGCGUCCAGAUACAGCCAGUAUCCUCUGUGGGACAUGUUUUUGUUAGGCGGAGCGCUCAACGAAAAGAUUCGAAAUAUCAGCAUCACCGAACAUUUGGUUGAUCCACAGUCUGGAGUGCUAGUUAAUACCCAAAAGCAUAUGCCCCCGCCCACAGUGCGAGUCAACGGGCUGGAAGGCGCCUCGCGCAUCAUCGACAAGGGGCAAGCUAUUCUCGACACUGGGCAGAAGGGUGAGCGACUUUCGGAUAUCAUGAAGGUCAUCAGUCUGGCAACACGAGCUCGGAUGACUGGUUUACUGAGCGCCUCUUCGAGACUUGCAAAGGAACGCCGGCAGCAUUCCACAGGAAAGGUACCGGAGGAGUGGCAAGAUAUAGCAGUUCAAGCCAAGCCAGCAACCGAUGUCCCUGACGGAGCAGCCAGCCCAGCAGCCAGCUCCAGCUUAAAGCGCACACAUUCCCAAGCAAACAGCGACUCCCCAUUUCGCCAUGAGGAGAUACCGGGUCCUAUACGUCUAAUAUCUACAUUCGAAAAAGUUUCACAAGCAGAGAGGGCAGCAGAGGAAGCGCGCCGACAAAAGAGAGCCAAACGAAAAGCCGCCAAACAAGAAGAAGCAGGCGCAACAGCAACCGAGACUAAUGCGACGCCGGAGGCUGCCACUGUUGCCAAUCUGGACGCGGAGAAGAAGACGACGAAGAAAGAGAGGAAACUAGCAGAGAGCAAAUUCUCCGAACAGCAACAACACAAGUCGGCCAACGAAGCGGCACGAAUGGCCGUAGCGGGUUUAUUUGGCAGUCGCUUGGGCGGCAAGAAGUCAAGAACUUACGACUGGAUGAAUGCUGGUAAAGCAGGAGGAAGUCCUGCGGCAACUCCAGGCAAACCGCCAGCGUCAGCUGCACCGUCGACAGCGGGGACACCGGCCCCUGAUCGAGCUCGAACUAUUCCAAAAGAAAAGCAGUUUGGUAACUGGGAUGAAGAUAAGGACGCUAAGAUCCAGGCCCGAGACGUGUUACUCGUGCUGGAGAGCGAUGGGCGCGCCUCACGUUCAUAUGUGAGAGGCCUCAGCCUUCCGGAGAAAACUGAUUCUUGA
This is a messenger RNA of Fonsecaea multimorphosa CBS 102226, 1722 nucleotides long. RefSeq lists its product as uncharacterized. Gene Ontology annotation, biological process: DNA-templated transcription initiation. Bases 1 to 1722 code for a protein of 573 amino acids. Gene Ontology annotation, cellular component: transcription factor TFIID complex. NCBI's taxonomy places the organism in Eukaryota, Fungi, Ascomycota, Eurotiomycetes, Chaetothyriales, Herpotrichiellaceae. The transcript is spliced from 2 exons. The record is from RefSeq and is a predicted model, not a curated record.